Molecule: messenger RNA, 1887 nt
Organism: Saccostrea cuccullata (small rock oyster)
Lineage: Eukaryota; Metazoa; Mollusca; Bivalvia; Ostreida; Ostreidae
Exons: 2
Coding region: 528-1298 (256 amino acids)
Source: RefSeq, a predicted model, not a curated record
GCAUAUCCCAGCGCAGUCUGUCGGAUAUGCGCCGUUAUCGCAGACGCAGUUAUUAGUUAUUCAUUUAUUGCGAAAUUGCAACUCUUAGUGUUUUAGAGGAGUUAUCGUCCUUUUCCAUCAUGAUGAAGCGAGGCUGAGACGUUGCAAAACAACAAGAAAUAGAAAAUCGAUUUUCUAGCCAGAAGUAGGCGGUAUCGUUCUAAUUUUUUUACCUGUGACAAACGGUAAGGUGUUACUUUCUCGGGAUUUGCGAUGAUUCUUAGUGGAUGAUUGAAAAUGUAAUGCUGAAGUUCAAUAAUUUCCAUUCACAAAGCCCGAGGAAAGUAGCACAUGCUGAAUCGCACUUGUUCAAUAUUUUAGUUUUAGAAAUGGGAAAUAGAUACGAAAUAAUCUGAAAUUGAGCAAAAUAUUUAUACGUUAAUUGCUUAAUCAAUAACGUUAAUUUAUUUAUAAUGAAUAAAUAAAAAUAAGUAAACAAAUUAUGAAUAAAAACUUUCACGUAUAGAGAUUAUUGUAGGCCAUAAAACAUGCCGCCACGGAAAUAUCGAAAAUCAAAUAGUCCAUAUGCCAGGCCAGCGCCAGCCAUAGCCACAUCAUCGGCACCGCCCCAAGCCACUGGCACAGUCACCACACAAAGCCAUGCUCCUACUAUAGAUGUAGUGACGUCAUCACCAGCACCAGUGCCCCCAACCGAUGCAACCAGGAUAACACAGAAUCUGGUUCAAGAUACAGCAGAUUCUCCAAGGGUAUGGUUAGUUGGAUCAUCCAUCAUACGUCAUGCCUUUCUACACUCCUUGACUUCCCCAAUGGGUAUUAAUCUCCAACUGAAUGCACAAAUUUGGUGGCAGGGUUAUGGCGGCUUAACACUCAAAACUCUGCAGAGAAGGAUAAACCAUAUAGCCAACCUUGAGGAUGCCCCUAGCGUUAUAGUUAUACAUUGUGGAGGAAAUGAUAUUGGAAAAACACAAACUCAGAAAUUGUUAGUGAAUGUACAGGAAGUGCACAAAUUUUUAUCUCUUAAAUUUCCCUCUACAAAACUUGUAUGGUCUGAAUUGUUGCCUCGAAUUAAGUGGCGUUACUCAAACAAUAUCAGAGCAAUGGAAACAACACGAGCUAGAAUAAAUAGACAGGGAAUGCGUUGUUUCCUUAAUAUAGGCGGGGCCAUAUAUCACCCACAAUUCAAAAAUAAGGAUGAAUAUUUAUUCAAAGUAGAUGGAGUACAUCUAUCCAAAGAGGGAAAUGAGAUAUUCUGUCAAAACCUUAAAAGUGGCCUGCAACAAUUCCUGAAAAAGUGUUGAAAUUCUCUGAGAUUUGGGGUCCGCGGUGGAAUCAUUGUGAGUGGUUCUUGCCAACAUGGGGGUUUCACUAUACAGUAUGAAGUACUAAGUGCUGAUGGUCGUAUAAGGGACCCCCUUGUUGGCGAGAUCUUCCGAUCUUGUGGCGGAAGAACCACUCAAGUUCAAUGACAGAUAUAAAAACUUACUGAAAUGUACCAUUCCAUAUUGUGGGGGAUGCUGACACACAUGCGAAUCAACCCGGUGCUGUUGGCAUCCCUUCAUAAUUGAUUGUAAAUAUGUUGUCAUUGGUAAAUACAAUUGUUGAAUUUGAUGUUGAUGAAAGACAAACUGAAAGUCAUUGAAAUAUUGACAAUUUGAUGUUGACGUUGAUAAUACAAUGAAGUUGUUGAUAAUGUUGAAAUGUUGAUCUAACGUUGAAUGUUGAUAUAACUUGUCAUUAAUAUCUCAUAAAAUGUAAAUAUGUUGUGUGCUUGGGGCUUGCUCUUGCUAACUGGCAUCCCCUUGCAGUUGUAUGUUGUUUCAUUAUAAUUUAAUGUACUUAUUUCCACCGCGGCCAAAAAAUUGCCACAAGUAAACUUUAAACUUUUAA